AUGGGUGACAAGGCACAAGGCAUGGCUACCAAGGGCAUGCCCAAGGGCCCCGAGAUCCCAGACACCUCCCAGGUGCAGCAGGGCCAGCCGGGGCUGCAGAAGGAGCUGCGGGCCCAGCCCGUGUCGGAGCAGCUGCCCACGCAGCACGGCGACCAGGAGGUUCUGACGCUCGAGGCGUACCGCGGCGUGGGCAAGCUCAAGGGCAAGGUGGCCCUGCUGACGGGCGGCGACAGCGGCAUCGGCCGCUCCGUGGCGGUGCUGCUGGCAAAGGAAGGCGCCAAGGGGGUCGCCAUCGUGUACCUGCCCAAGGAGCAGCCGGACGCCGACCACGCCCGCCAGCUGAUUGAGGCGGAGGGCAGCGAGGCGCUGCUCAUCGCUGCUGACCUGUCGGAGGGGGAGGCGGCCUGCAAGAAGAUUGUGCUGGAGAAGUAUGGCAGGGUGGAUGUGCUGGUGAACAACGCCGCCAUCCAGUACGUGGUGCCCAGCAUCCAGGAGACGGGCGAGGAGAUUGUGUCCGACACCUUUCGGACCAACGUCUUCCCCAUGUUCUUCCUCUGCAAGUAUGCGGUGCCCCACAUGCCGCGCGGCUCCUCCAUCGUCAACUCCACCUCCGUCACCGCCUACCAGGGCUCCAAGAGCCUGCUGGAGUACAGCGCCACCAAGGGCGCCAUCGUCACCUUUACCCGCUCGCUGGCACUGCAGCUGGCGCCGCAGGGCAUCCGAGUGAACGCGGUGGCGGCCGGCCCCAUCUGGACGCCGCUGCAGCCGGCCACCAUGCCCGAGGAAGCGCUGGAGGGGCUCAAGGCCUCGCCGCCGCCGCUGGGCCACAUCGGCCAGCCGGUGGAGGCGGCCACUUCCUACGUCUUCCUGGCCAGCCAGGAGGCCAGCUUCAUGACCGGCCAGGCACGCUAUCUGUUUGGGGCUGGCCCAGUGCUGCACCCCGACGGCGGCAUGUCCACGUCCAGCUGA
Molecule: messenger RNA, 969 nt
Organism: Chlorella variabilis
Lineage: Eukaryota; Viridiplantae; Chlorophyta; Trebouxiophyceae; Chlorellales; Chlorellaceae
Exons: 13
Coding region: 1-969 (322 amino acids)
Molecular function (GO): oxidoreductase activity
Source: RefSeq, a predicted model, not a curated record